AGAAAAAGGAACUUGGUCGACCCUUGUGUGACUCGAUGGGUAUUUUAGGUGUCGGGAUAUGUAACCGCGUCCUUGGUUUUGUUUUUGGUUCCUUUCCUGUCUCUACAACCUUCUUUUUUUUCCUCAUCCUUUUUCUGCUUUUUUGUAAUAAUGUCGUAUGCAGUGAUUCAAUCCACUUUUGGAUUUCCUGGAGCCAAGCCGUUUAUUAUUGGUUUGGUAGUGGCUCUGCUUGGUACCAAAAAUGGUCGCUUAUUAUGUAAGGUCACAGAUAGCGAGUUGAGAGUAAUGGUGAUAAACGCCGAUUGACCCAUGUGUAAAAAUAUAGUGGCCCAAUCUGUGAUAAAAAAUAUGCGUCGCAGUGUGCUGUAUCUUCCUGCCCGAUAUCGUAUUAAAUUACUCGAGAGAAUCCUGGAUUCACCUCUUGUGACCGUAAGACGGAUGUUGGGGCAAGCGUCUCGUCCAUAUGGCUUGCAGUUAUCUUGGAUCCACCGUAUCAAGAAAGAAAGCUGGUCCGGAACGUGGAUUAUUCCCAAUCUGCAGAAAAAUCCACAACCGGCUGACUGGGCCGAGCAGAUGGUACCCGAAUACGACCUUGUUAUUAUGUACAUCCAUGGUGGAGGAUUCCGCGUGGGAUCUUCAGAUAUGUAUAUGGCCUCGUUCACUCAUAUAAUUGAGCGACUUGACAAAAUCCACGGAUCCAGGGCAGCUAUUCUCUCGGUUGAAUACACGUUGGCUCCUGAAGCGGCUUUUCCUCGGGCUCGCGACGAAUGUGUAGAUGCCUAUCGCUAUUUGGUGCACAGCCUUGGUGUGGAUCCCAGGCGUAUUAUUGUCGCUGGCGACAGCGCAGGCGGCAACUUGACCGCCGUGACUCUUUUGCAUAUCCUGCAGCAACGAGAACAUGCUUCGCUCAAGUCACUGCCGCCUCUUCCUUUACCUGCAGGCGCGGUCAUGAUUUCUCCGUGGAUAACUUUGGAAACCACCGCACCUACAUACGCCACCAACUCAGCUACCGAUUACGUCCAAAUCCGCCAACUAAUUGAUCACAUGCUUGAUUACUUGCCGGAAUUGCGCACCAUGGAUGAUCAACAACGCCACGAGUACAUUUGUCGACCCGAGAUUUCCCCUCUGUAUGCCAACUAUGAAGGAUUCUGCCCUACCCUAGUGACUUACGGUGAAGCCGAAGCAUUUCAACACGACAAUGAACGGCUGGUACAGCGACUGCAACAACAACACGUUCACGUGGAUGUCAUCACUCGAGAAAAUGCAGCUCAUAUCUGGGUCAUUGAGCCUUUCGCUGCUCCUAGUGAAAAGAUCUGGUUGGAAGACUGCUCAAAAAUGGUGGAUUGGUGUGCUGCAACGGUUAAAAAUGCACGGGGAUUCUAAAGAUGAGAACUUUAUUUACAAAACUGUAUCAAUA
Molecule: messenger RNA, 1417 nt
Organism: Radiomyces spectabilis
Lineage: Eukaryota; Fungi; Mucoromycota; Mucoromycetes; Mucorales; Radiomycetaceae
Product: Alpha/Beta hydrolase protein
Exons: 3
Coding region: 310-1383 (357 amino acids)
Molecular function (GO): hydrolase activity
Source: RefSeq, a predicted model, not a curated record